AUGGCUCAGAGAGAGCGAACAGAGAUAAGGGACGAUCAGAGAAACACUCUUAAAUCCUUCUAUAAGGAGGGAAUGACAGGUGUUGGCUCGCCCUUGGUACAACAAGCUGUAGCAGCAACCGGUCUUGACAUCUGUGUCAUACAAAACUGGAUUGGAAAUUACAAGAGAUCCCAAAAAGGUUCUGAGACCCGGCCCUCAAAGCCAAAGUUUUACACCCGGGAUUUGUCACCAUACAACCUUUUUUGCAGGGAUGUUCUCCGAAAGAAAGGGACUAUGAAGGAUAUAAAAGGCAGGUGGUCCACACUAGAGGAGAAGCAGAAAGACAAAUAUAAACAGGAAGCAGCAGCGCUGAGGGCACAAGGGCAAGAUUUUAGCAUUGAAAUGAGGGAGCUCAAAAUAAAAAAAAAUCUGAACCAGCUGAAAUUACAGGUGUCCAAACUUGAGGAGUUGGGUGUUGAGACGGCCAUUUUAUCUUUUGACCGACAAAAGUCUGGCCUAGAGGUCUACGAAGUCAGCAGCAAAGGGGCAGCUGACUUCCUUGACUCCACAGACACAGCAAACAACUUUGCACUGCACUUCAAAGCCAAUUCCUCUUGCCCUACCGACAGCACCACCCACAGCAACAAAGGUCAAGUCAAUGACCUGGUUAAGAAAGUGCAGGACCUCUUCAAUCAAAGAUAUAAGGAGGCUGGAGGUUCUGGAAGGCUCCCUUACCAGGCGUUGUUAAACCGAGGCCUGACGGUAGUUGGACUGCCAAAUGGCCUUGGUCUAAGGAAGCCAUCUUUUUAUGGAAGAAACCAAUUAGAUGCCAUUUUGAAAGAUGCUGAGCAGAUUUCAUUUGAAAUUAGUGAGUCAUAUUUAGACUUACUAGUGGCAGUUGUAUUUCUGCAUGCUAUUUCGCUAUUUGAACACUGA
Rhinichthys klamathensis goyatoka is the source of this 915-nucleotide messenger RNA. RefSeq lists its product as uncharacterized. Lineage: Eukaryota; Metazoa; Chordata; Actinopteri; Cypriniformes; Leuciscidae. The transcript has 7 exons. The coding region runs from base 1 to 915 and encodes 304 amino acids. The record is from RefSeq and is a predicted model, not a curated record.